AUGGCGGACGACGCGAUCUCCAUCUACGACGAAAUCGAAAUCGAAGACAUGACCUUCGACCCCAACCUGCAGAUCUACCACUACCCGUGCCCGUGUGGCGACCGGUUCGAGAUCGCGAUCGACGACCUCCGCGACGGCGAGGACAUCGCCGUCUGUCCUAGUUGCAGUCUGAUGAUCCGGGUGAUUUUCGAUGAGGCUGAUCUUGUUAAGGAUGACGAUAAGAACGGGUCCGCUGGCGCGGUUGCUGUUCAGGCUUGA
This is a messenger RNA of Aspergillus aculeatus ATCC 16872, 258 nucleotides long. RefSeq names its product CSL family zinc fnger-containing protein (gene dph3). Gene Ontology annotation, biological process: protein histidyl modification to diphthamide. Bases 1 to 258 code for a protein of 85 amino acids. The record is from RefSeq and is a predicted model, not a curated record. The transcript is spliced from 2 exons. Lineage: Eukaryota; Fungi; Ascomycota; Eurotiomycetes; Eurotiales; Aspergillaceae. Gene Ontology annotation, molecular function: metal ion binding.